Dreissena polymorpha is the source of this 4887-nucleotide messenger RNA. RefSeq names its product endoprotease aex-5-like. Gene Ontology annotation, cellular component: membrane. The coding region runs from base 51 to 1946 and encodes 631 amino acids. Gene Ontology annotation, biological process: protein processing. Gene Ontology annotation, molecular function: serine-type endopeptidase activity. The transcript has 13 exons. The record is from RefSeq and is a predicted model, not a curated record. NCBI's taxonomy places the organism in Eukaryota, Metazoa, Mollusca, Bivalvia, Myida, Dreissenidae.
ACUAGCUGUAGUCAGGUAUACGUGCAUAAGAUGAUGUAAACAAAACCGAGAUGAUUCCCAAAGAAAUAAUUGUACUGCUACUCAUGCUAUGUUGCUGUAAUGUGAGUGACAGUGACAUGGUUAAACUUAUUGUGAAGGUAAAAGACGAAUUUAGAGGUCACGUUGACACAGUGAUGAAUUACUUCGGGUUUAAAUUCUACAGACAGAUAAUUGAAGGAAUAUAUACAUAUGCAAACGAAAAUCCAGACAACUGUACGGACAACAACAUAAGACACGUACAUCUCCUGCUUGAUGGUAAAGUGGACUAUAUUGAACGUAGUAGAAACUUGUAUACAACCGUAUCACCCAUAGAAGGAAUGCGUUUGCAUUAUGAGGACCCAGUGGAGGCACCUUCUACGAAUGGUAAAGAAUGUGCCCAAAGGUAUGUUGACAUACAGGACCAUUGGAAGCACACCGGACGUGGGGUGGUUGUUGCAAUAGUUGACAGUGGAAUCGAUGACAGAGAUCCAGUGAUACGUACAAAGAUUAGCAAAAUAUUAUCAUACAAUUUUGUAAAUGAUUUCCGUUCUCACACGCCGCCGUUUUCAAGCCAUGGUACCUUUGUUGCAAAUUUAAUCGCGGGGGAACAUGAGCCGGAUGAUACAAGUCCGUCAUGUGAUUGUGGAAUUUCACCGGACGUAACUUUUGCUGAUUUAAAGGUUGGGUCAUUGGUAGCAACAACCCAACAACAUUUUCUAAUGGUUGAUGGCGAAAUAUUAUCUCGAGGUCUUGCUGCUCGACAGGAUAUUAUUGAUAUAUAUUGUAAUACCUGGGAAUUGGGUCCCGCGUCUGUCGACGUGCAAAGUUACACUGUGGACAUUCUUCAAAAGGGUUUCCACAACGGUCGCAAAGGAAAGGGAAAUAUAUUUGUAUUCCCCUCUGAAAACCCUGGCCAUGGCAUCGCCAACAAAUAUACUAUAACUGUUGGAUGGAUAGAAUCCGAAGUAACACAACACUCAAAUAGGGUUCCAAAUGCUGCGACUCUCGUAUCGGUGUUUACGAAAUCGAACACAAGCAGCUCUACGUUGUCAAAACAAGACCAAUUCAAAGCCACGAGAACACAACGCCUUGACAAAUCCUCAACAGCAACAGCUUUACUGUCUGGAAUUUUAGCUUUGGCAUUACAAGCAAACCCAAGUCUAACUGCACGUGACGUAAAACAUCUUCUUGUCGAAUCUGCUUCUCAAAAAGGCCUACUGGAAACGCAAGACUUCAAACAGAAUCACGCUGGGUAUCGAUAUCAUAAAUUUCUUGGCUUUGGAUAUCCGGAUGUUAAUAGAAUGCUCGAACUUGCCAAUACAUGGAAGGAUCUAGCCAAGUUACAGUCAUUUACAAUAAAAGGUGGAAGUAGCUGGUUAAAAUCGUCGGAAAGACAUAUAAAAAUCGGCUGCGAAGAUUCUGAACAAUGCAAUCACCGAUUGGAGCAACUUCAAGUAAAAAUCCAAACUGAUUUGCCAAACUCAUCUCAAGGAAAUAUAGUAUCCAUUAUAGCGACGUCUCCCAAACGAACUUCGUCUAUAUUGUUUGAACAAACGUAUAUUCCUGGCGACAUUCAAGAGCGAGAAACAGUCCAAAUGGUAUUUUUGACUAAUCAUUUUUGGGGAGAGGACCCAGUUGGAUUGUGGACUAUCAAACUUGUUACAUAUUCCGAAGACACUGUGUCAAGUCGAUAUUAUGUGGAUGUUUUGGAAAUAGCGUUUGAUGCCACUGGAUCGGAUUGCAGACUAACAGAAAUAAGAAAAUCUGAAUUACCACUCAUACUAUUUUUUGCAAUUUGCAUUAUUUGUAUUGCAAUUUUAUGUUUAUGGUGCAACAAAAUAUGGAAAAAAGCUGGAAAAUCGAGCUUGAACAUUACAAAACGGGAUGGAACAAGUCAAGAACAAGAAGAAAUGAUGAAAAACAGGUAAUUUAUUGCUAAAACGGAAUGAGGCAAACAAUUUAUAAUAUAUUAAAGGUAUUGGUUAACUUCUCAAAUAAUGCACAAAUAUAGUUGUUAUACCAUACAAACAAAAUUGGAUGCAACACAGCUAAAUGAUAGGAAUAACUUCCAUGUUAUUAAAAAAUUGUUAAAAUAAACUAUGAGAAACAAAUCGUCAAAAUGGAAAAUAUUCUGAAUAUAACUAAAUAUAACUGGAAAAAAAGAAUUUUAAAGGGGCCUUUUCACAGAUUCUGGCAUGUUUUGAAGUUUGUCAUUAAAAGCUUUAUAUUGAUAAAUGUACUCAUUGGAUCUAAAAAGCUCCAGUAAAAAAUCAAGAAUAAAAUUUAAAAAAGGAAAAAAAGUAGCCGGCAGCAGGGUUCGAACCACUGACCGCCGGAGUCCUGAAGUAAAAACCAUUUAGACCGCUCGGCUAUCCUGACAAGUAUGUAUGAGAGACGUAUUUUAUACCUUAUAUAAGCAAUCUUCGUAGUUUCACAAAAUUAAAACGACAACAACAGAACUCUCCAAAUUUUUCAAUCGUUUCGCGUUGCAACGCUUUAUAAUUUGCAGGUUUUUAAAUCAUCAAAAGAUGCAUAUAAUGGCUAUAUUAGACCAUGGUAAAUGUUCAGUAUUACCGUUUUCUCACAAAUAUCAUAACUAAAACGAAAAUUUGCGAAUCUGAAACAACUUUUUUCAAUUUUGUCAAUUUAGCAAAACGUGAAAAGAUCCCUUUAACGCCGAUUGGAAAUAUUUUAAUUGCGAAUACACUAAUUGCGUCAUUAUUAAAUCACUUGUUCAUUGUAUUGCCUGACCCACCCGAUACCAUUCUAAACUCAAUAAAGUCUUCUAUUCUGAAUUUUAUUUGAGACGGACAUAGUAAAAUAAAGUUUUCGACAAUAGUAAAGGAGUAUAGUGAAAGUGGUUUAAACAUGAUAAGUCUGGAUGCUUUUAUUCUAGCUUUUAAAUUAACUUGUUUACAACAAAUCCCAUCCUUUAGGGGAAAUUGGAUAUAACUCAAAAACCGUUAUUUUGAUACAUAUAAGCUCUUUAAUUGCAGUUAUCAUUAUUUUUUAAAUAUUUCUAACAGAAUUUCAAAUCCUUUUUGUAUAGAUGUUUUAAAAAGUUUCUCACUAUUUUGUGGUAAACUAGAUGUAAACACAGAAAAAAAAUUGUAUUAUCCGCUCAUUUAUAAUCAAAAUAUAUUGAUAGUAAGUAAAAGUUCUUUCUUUAAGUCAUGGUUCGUAGCUGGAAUUCUUUGUGUAGAUGAUGUUUUAAAAAUGGAACCUGUAUCUUUCUUAAUAAAUUAAACAGAUGUACAAUUUAAACCUGAGCAAUAGACAAUUUUUUUACAAAAUAUUAUAUAUCUUGUCCUACCCAAAAUAGUAUCAAACCCUUUUUGCCCCCGCUUUACAACUUGUACUAAACGAAUCUGGUGCAAAAAGACUAUGCACAAUUUUUAUAACAAAAAAAUAAUAAACAACCAUCAGUUGAAGUAAAACGGUGUAUAAAACGCAAUACCAUAAUUAAUGAAAAAGAAUGGAAAUGCUUAUUUGAGCUACCCUUUUUAAUAACCAAUAAAGGUUUAAUGGAUCCAAUAUAGACACAUUCACAGGAUUCUUGGAAUAAAUAGUAUUUUGAAUGUAAUGAAAAUUUCUGAUGAUCCAUUGUAUAUAUUUUGCAAACAAAGUGAGGAAAAGUUAGAAAAUUUAUUCUGGAAAUGUCAGAUACCUAAAGCAAUUAUUGACGAAAUUUACCCACCUUACCCAUCUUUUUCUUUUAUUAACAUAUUAACAUGACAAUCCCUUUACUUGGAUAUUCAAAUACGUCUUCUAGAGACAUAGAUAAUAUUAUUUUGAUUAUUACGCUACAUGUAUAAUACGCUUAAGUAUAAAUAUUAUAAUUUGAGAAAAAUAUCAAUUUAAAAAAAUAAUGUAAAAUAUUUUGAGAGUGAAUGGGAAUUGUUUAAUUCUAUUGUUUCAUAAAUUUGGGAUUCAAAUUUGUUGACUGAUGAAGAUUGUUGUAGUUUAAGUACUUGUUACAUAUAUUAUUUAAAGCGUACCGUUACUCAUAUAAAAUAACAUAUAUAUUAGACCUAUGUGUUAUAUUGCUAUUGUCUCUCUUUUUUUUUAUCUAUGAACACUAGCAAAUGUUUUUUUCUUGUUUUUAUGAAUUUCGUAUAUGUUGUUUUCAACACACAAUUACAUGUCAUUGCAUUACAUGUUUUCUGUUGAUGCUUUCCUGUGUCUGAUUGCGAAACAUUAUGUUUAUAAUUCAUAUUGAACGUGUACCUGUCUGCAAUCUUAAAAUGAACUGUGUUUUAAAAAAAACUUAUCAACUUAAGUCUUACCUAUCAUAUUGAAGAGUGUGUUUUCGUUUGCCGAUAUAUUUUGUAAAUAUUCAUACAUAACUUUAUAUAACGAUGCAUAAUUUACACAGUCAGUUUAUAGACAUACCCCAUUAUAUUCAAGAAAUUAUUCUUUUGUCAGUUUUUUGCUUUUUCUAUAAUGUGUUUGCAUAAUUUCCAUGUAAAGCAAAGUCUGAAGUAUUGCUAGUUUUAAACGUAAAAGCUCUGUUAUCGUAUUUAUUUUUAUUACAUUUCAUAAGAAUCCUUAACAAAAGAUGCACGUGUUAUUAUAUACUAUUGUAUUAUUUGUUGCGCAAUAUUUGUAUUUUGCAGACAUUUAUUUUUCUUUAUAUGCAAGUGUACAUGCUGUUUGAACUUAUCUGUAUUUAUAUGUCUGUGGUCACAUUUCAACUAUUAUUAAAAUGUCAACGAGGAAAUACAUGUCAAAGAACCUUUAGUAUUUGCUAUAAAAAACAAAGCGCAGACAGCUUUACUUCAAAAUACUUGUUACUUGUGUACAGAUAAUAAAUGUAGACCGUAAUGUAAUCAAUAUGACAUGAGAUCUAAAUAAAGAAAUUUAAGAAUC